Messenger RNA from Opisthorchis viverrini, 2884 nucleotides. RefSeq lists its product as hypothetical. NCBI's taxonomy places the organism in Eukaryota, Metazoa, Platyhelminthes, Trematoda, Opisthorchiida, Opisthorchiidae. Gene Ontology annotation, cellular component: plasma membrane. The annotation marks the transcript as partial. The record is from RefSeq and is a predicted model, not a curated record. The transcript is spliced from 13 exons.
UUGUAUGAAAAAGCCUUCCACCGUUUCAGCAGACAUCCCUGCAGACGAAGCCGAAGCCGUAGAAUUCGUCGCAGUUACACACGUGGUACUGAUUGUCCGGCAAGGCUCCACGUUCGCCAGUACCAUGACUGCUUGAGGGUUACUUCCUACUACCUGGAGCACAACCAUCCACUCAGCAAGUUUAUUUUUGACAGGCUACCCAUCAACCGGCGACUGACAAAUGAUGAAUUAAAGGAGUGUUUUACCCUUUUGAAAUACGGUGCUCCGUCAUCGGAGAUUCAGCAGUACGUCGCCGACCACAUUAGAAAGGUACUCACUAUCAAGGAUGUGCGUAACUAUCGCGCCAAAUGUCGAGCCCCAUUGUCAAGUAGGUCGUUGGUUAACUUUUACUUCUCUGUCAAGGGUCGAGUUUACAAUACUGCGGUGCGUUCCACCGCGGCGGCCGCCGCGCGCCGAGGACGUCAAAAGACUCAGUGUUUGACCAUCGAUGUCUUCGGAACACUGCCCGAAUCUGUUGGGAACACCGGAUCAGCAAUUCUGAAAGUACAACCCACAACAACGUGGGAGGAUGAGAGGCCUUGUUCAGGGGGUUCUUCUCUGGUCAUUGACACAGAAUUUCGACCUGUGAAGCAGUUGCGCUUUCUUGACGAACCGCACAGAGGCGACUAUGAGAAGGUAUCCAGCCAAGUAAGAAUACUUCCGCCCGGUGACUUAGCACGACACCAACCCCUGCAUAUCCCGCCGCAGCAGCCUCAGGAUCACGAGAGGUGCGCAGCCGAAAGCGAUUGGAGAAUGACGGAGUUGUUAGCUCAAUCACUUAGAGCAGCCGGAAGCGAACCAACCCCGAACCUGGAUGUCCAGGUGACUGUUUCCGUCAGACCUCUUACCAUUGACCAGCCUGGUAUGAGAGACUCUUCCGGCAUCGACUUUCAUCUACUCUUAUUGUUCCGAAUGGAAGUGGCAGCUACACCAUUGCCAUUCAAAGGUCAUCUGAGGAGCUUGUUUCGCAAAGGAAAAUCUGACGGUGAUAAAGCGGUCGAAGCCACCGAGUAUAUUUUCGCCUAUGAAGACAAGACACGACGAGAAGAAGCCAAGCAGGCUUUGUCCUUUGGACAGUCGGAUCUUUUCGGCCCCCCUCCAACCGAAUCCAAACUGAUUAGUGGUACACUUCCUUAUGAAUUUCCCCCGGCGUUCGAAUUUACUGGGAACACUAUAUGGGACACGGAAGCAGACAGUUCGCCUCAAUAUAAGACCAUCUUCACCUAUUCUGAGCUGCCAGUUACAGGAAAUUUUCUGGUCGAUCACGAAGACCCUCUCGGAACCCACGUGAGGGAAGCUUCUAGUGCCGGAUUAUCAAUCCUUCUUCGCGCUUUGUCCCUGCUUCUGCUGAUUUUGUUAUUCCCAUUCUUGUGUUGGUUCUCCAUUAAGCACUUGUCGGACAACGAACGGCUGAUUGUGUUUCGUCUGGGGAGACGUCUCAAACUCAAAGGUCCUGGUUUCGUCCUUCUUCUGCCAUUUUGUGACAGGCAUCACCUGAUCCGUUUGGAUGAACAAAAGCUUGAGGUCACUUCUGUUCAGGGUGGAACCGAAGACCAAGCAGUUGCGGAACUCAAGUGCUCGUUGGUUUACAAGCUGUCGGAUCCCGAUUACGCUUUUUUGUCGACCACAGAGCCACCGUCAAAAUGGCUGAAUACGCAAGCUCAAUUGUGUCUUCUUUCCUCACUCACUCGUCUGUCGUGGAAGCAGUUGAAUGAUGGUGGGGCUAAACAAGAUCUGGUGGCGGACGCUAUGAGCUCUCUCAAUCUUCGGUGUGGUGCUCAUGGAAUUAUUGUAUCUCAAAUGGAAAUUUUGGAACUUCAUCUCAUACGUCCGGCCCCUUCUCCUGAAACUGUAAAGAAGUUGAAAAUGUCUACAAUACAGAAGCAACUUCAGGCUAUCUCUUCAGCUUUUCUGCAUCGUGGUCCAACUAGUUCUGUACCUAGUAAACAAACAGAAAGAACAGAAAGCGUGGCGCUAACUACUGUCAACGAAUUGCCAGCCGCUUUGCCACCGACACAGGACAAUUCGAAGGUCCUGAAUUCUCCAUUGGACACGUCACGCUCCACUCGAGAAACUGUGUGUAAUCAGGCAAUCGCGCGUGCUCAACCGUUUCUCAACAACGAUUUGGCUUGUCGAGCACUCGGAAGAACUACGAUGCAAUUAUUUGUCUCGUCGAAGGCGUUUUCAGAACCUUUACCUACGGUUGCGAAUGCACUCGACGAUGAUCAACUUACUCUAAUGUAUCUGGAUUCCAGGCGUGGUCUUGCUGCGAUGGGCGCCUUACCGACAGAAGAACCACCAACUGUCACACUCUAUCUGACUGCUUCCGACAUGUCUGAUGUUUUGAACGGACGCCUUAACUUGAUGGAAGCUGUCAAUCAGAAAGCUGCUUUCAUGGUGGGCGACGCUGCUGUUUUCAACAAAUUACGCCAUUUGCUUUAUCUGAAGACCGCUUAGAGCUAAUGCUGUAAUUUAAAUGUUUCCGCUUUUUGGCAUUUCCUCCACAUCAAUUAGUGUGCAAUACAACCGUUCUCACAUGUCCUUCAUUGUUAGAUGAGCAUUUAUUCAUUGAUUUUCCAAUUUAACUUUGAGGCUUGCUUUGAUCACUUGGCUUUCAUUUAAUGUCACUUUGUUUAUGUAUCGUUGAAGCUAACUUAGGCUGCUCGUGCCCUUUCAUUCACACCAUGUUAUUUCUUCAUUUCAUGUUAUUUCUUGAAAAAUAACCUGUCACAUUUUGUGAUGCCAACAAAUGUUCCCGUUUGUUUGUUUCACGCAUUCGUGGGUUUUGAGCGAUUGGACCCAUUUGAGGUGUUCAUGUUAUCGUCCACGUUUACGGUAUGUACAG